Molecule: messenger RNA, 1398 nt
Organism: Perca fluviatilis (European perch)
Lineage: Eukaryota; Metazoa; Chordata; Actinopteri; Perciformes; Percidae
Product: ciliogenesis associated TTC17 interacting protein
Exons: 9
Coding region: 199-1296 (365 amino acids)
Biological process (GO): cilium organization; actin filament polymerization
Source: RefSeq, a predicted model, not a curated record
ACUUGGAAUGUGUUUGUCCUCUUCCGUAUCGGAAAAGAGGCUGAAGAGACGGUAUAUAGAGGAUCUUUGAUAUAAGUAAGAUCAAAAGGCUGCUUGCCAUAAAAACUACAAAACAACCUAUUUGUGGCAACAAAAGUCUGUCUCAUAAAGCUGUUCCAGAUACGUUGGGACUUAUUUUACUACCGGGAGUAUCUGCCAAUGAUGGAUACUCCGCUGGAAGCAAUACAUCCAUGGCUGGAAGACGAGACUCCUGCCGGAGCCUUAGCGGGCAUUGAGGGACUAGACCUCGGAGAGAAGUUGAAAUCCUCCGACGAAGCUAUCACGUUCAUGUCCAGCAUUGAGCCUGCAGAGCUGCUGAAGUGUGUGUUUCCAGACUCUCUGGUGACUGUGUCAGAGGGGGGCCGAGACCUGGGGCAGUUCAGUGUGACGGUGGAGUUUGCCCGUAGAGUCCAGAAGCCUUGUUUGCUGCUGCAUGCUCAGAGCCAGGGAGCCAUUGAUGACUCCCCCUGUGGAACUACAGUGACAGCCUACAUAACCACGGACCUGGAGGUGCUGGAGGAAGAUUACCACGAGUAUGUCAAGCUUAAGGGCCACAGUUUGGACAAGAGGUGUCACAUGGUGCAGCAUAACGGGCAGAUGGUGAUCGAUAAAGUUACCACUGUAGGAGAGGAGGCGGCGAAGGAGAGUGUUUCCUAUCCCAUGUCUGAACUAAGAGGGCUGGUUACAGAGGGGUCCAACUUUCUGCUGAUGCGCCUGAUCGCUCUCAGAAAGAAGGCGCCAGAACACAUGACCUUCCUCUCCUUCGACCAGGGAUUACACAUCAUCCACACCACUUUUAGCGAGCUGGGUCUUAAACAGCUGGAGGUUGGGGGUAAGACCAUGGAGGUAUUUGGGCUGGAGAGGAUUGUUCACUCUGUGGAGGACAGCCCCACUACUUGGCAAUGCUACUUCCUGGCUGAUGGGCACUUGGCCAGCAGAGUGCAGGUGGGAUCACCAAUCACCAUGAGGCUUCUGCAGCUGCCAUCACAGCCAGAAAAAGCAGGUUUUGAGACGAUCCCUCUGGUUUGGGAAGAAGACAUGCAGAUGCGCUCCAAGUUCUUGGACAGAAAGGAGGAGCUGAAGGCGGACCAUGCCUCAUACCUAAGACAGCAUCCAGAUAUCCGUGCCCUCAUAUCUGACUUCCUGCAGUUUUUGCUGCUGAGGAAACCAGAUGAUGUCUUCCAGGUUGCUAGGGAGUACUUCCUCCCUUUUGCCUCCCAUCCUCCAGAACCAAGCCUGAAAGCCCCAUCACUCUAAAAGCACACCUCAGGGCUCAUAUGCUAAAAGCAGCCUUUUUUAUUUAUUUAUAGCUUUCUGUUUAUUUAUCCUUUUAACUUGAGAUUAAAUCUUAAAAUUGCA